Molecule: messenger RNA, 3448 nt
Organism: Oncorhynchus keta (chum salmon)
Lineage: Eukaryota; Metazoa; Chordata; Actinopteri; Salmoniformes; Salmonidae
Product: aldehyde dehydrogenase family 3 member A2-like
Exons: 14
Coding region: 139-1689 (516 amino acids)
Biological process (GO): aldehyde metabolic process
Cellular component (GO): cytoplasm
Molecular function (GO): aldehyde dehydrogenase (NAD+) activity
Source: RefSeq, a predicted model, not a curated record
CCUUCAAAUAUGAACGGUUCUGUAAUUCAAUGUUGUUGUUGUUGUUGUUUUUUUAGCUGUUAGCCAUUUAGCUAACGUCGGCUAGUAGCUCAGCCCCUUUAUUUGAAUGGCAAAACUCCAGGAUUAUACAGUCUCUUAAUGCUAGGUGUUGUUUUGGAAUCGAGAAGCCUACAGCAAUAUCCUGUGUCCCUGUUCUACCAGUCCUUGACCCAGUGCGGUAGUAGAAUGUCUCGGGAACAGCUGGUGGUAGAGAGGGCAAGGAGGGCCUUCCAGACCGGUAUGUCGAAACCCCUGAAGUUCAGAGUUCACCAGCUUAAGAACCUGCACCGUUUCAUCACAGAGAGACGCAAGGACAUUGCAGACGCUGUUAAUAAGGACCUUAACAAGACUGAACACAGCACAGAGUUGUUUGAGACCCUGGGUCUGGAAGGGGAGAUUGACGUGGCUGUGGAGAGGCUAGCAGAAUGGGCUGCCCCUCGGCCUGUAGAGAAGAGCCUCCUCACCAUCUUAGACGAGGUAUACAUCCAGCCAGAGCCUCUGGGAGUGGUCCUCAUCAUCGGGGCCUGGAACUAUCCCUGGGCAGUGACCCUCCAGCCCCUGGUCGCGGCUAUUGCUGCAGGUAAUGCUGCUGUGGUUAAGCCGUCAGAGGUCAGCUCUCAUUCAGCCAAGGUCAUGGAGGAACUGCUCCCUCUCUACCUGGACAAGGAGCUGUACCCUGUAGUGUGUGGGGGUGUCUCAGAGACCCAGGAGUUGCUGCGUCAGCGUUUUGACCACAUCUUCUACACAGGGAACAGCACUGUGGGUAAACUGGUGAUGGAGGCCGCAGCCCGACACCUCACCCCUGUGACCCUGGAGCUGGGGGGGAAGAGCCCCUGUUACAUCGAUAAGGACGUCGACCUCAGAGUUGCGUGCCGGCGUAUCACCUGGGGGAAGUUUGUGAACUGUGGUCAGACAUGCAUCGCCCCAGACUACAUCCUGUGUGAACCCAGCAUCCAGGACAGAGUGGUGGAGGAGAUCAGGAAAUGCAUCACGGAGUUUUAUACGGACGACCCAAAGUCCUUCGAGGACUACGGACGCAUCAUUAACCAGCGCCACUUCCAGAGGGUGAUGUCACUGCUCGAGGGGAGUACUGUGGUCAUCGGAGGAGACAGCGACCAGUCACAAUGCUAUAUAGCCCCCACGGUGCUGAAGGACGUGACAGGGGGCUCCAAGGUGAUGCAAGAGGAGAUCUUUGGUCCCCUGCUCCCCAUUGUCACUGUUAGUGGAGUUGACGAGGCUAUACAGUUCAUCAAUGAGAGAGAGAAGCCUCUGGCCCUCUACGUGUUCUCACCUGACAACAAGUUGAUCAGGAGGGUGAUAGCAGAGACUUCUAGUGGGGCCCUAGUGGCCAAUGACUGUCUGGUCCACUUCACUGUCAGUGCUCUCCCCUUCGGAGGGGUGGGUAACAGUGGUAUGGGACGCUACCACAGCCAGCACGGCUUUGACCAGCUCAGCCACCUGCGUGCCUGUCUCAUUAAGAAGCUCAACCUGGAGGAUGCCAACGCCAUGCGUUACCCGCCCCACACGGCUAAGAAGCUGGGCUGGGCACGCUUCUUCCUCCUGAAGCGGGUCAACCUGCGCCGGCUCAGACGCAUGGCACUACUGGCCCUGUUCUCUGCCAUGGCUGCCUUCAUAGUACAGGUCAGAUAGACCAUAGUACAGGUCAGAUAGACCAUAGUACAGGUCAGAUAGAUAGACUAUAGUACAGGUCAGAUAGACUAUAGUACAGGUCAGAUAGACUAUAGUACAGGUCAGAUAGACUAUAGUACAGGUCAGAUAGACUAUAGUACAGGUCAGAUAGAUAGACUAUAGUACAGGUCAGAUAGACUAUAGUACAGGUCAGAUAGACUAUAGUACAGGUCAGAUAGACCAUAGUACAGGUCAGAUAGACUAUAGUACAGGUCAGAUAGACUAUAGUACAGGUCAGAUAGACUAUAGUACAGGUCAGAUAGACUAUAGUACAGGUCAGAUAGACUAUAGUACAGGUCAGAUAGAUAGACUAUAGUACAGGUCAGAUAGAUAGACCAUAGUACAGGUCAGAUAGACUAUAGUACAGGUCAGAUAGACUAUAGUACAGGUCAGAUAGAUAGACUAUAGUACAGGUCAGAUAGACUAUAGUACAGGUCAGAUAGACUAUAGUACAGGUCAGAUAGACUAUAGUACAGGUCAGAUAGACUAUAGUACAGGUCAGAUAGACUAUAGUACAGGUUAGAUAGAUAGACUAUAGUACAGGUCAGAUAGACUAUAGUACAGGUCAGAUAGAUAGACUAUAGUACAGGUCAGAUAGACUAUAGUACAGGUCAGAUAGACUAUAGUACAGGUCAGAUAGAUAGACUAUAGUACAGGUCAGAUAGACCAUAGUACAGGUCAGAUAGACUAUAGUACAGGUCAGAUAGAUAGACCAUAGUACAGGUUAGAUAGAUAGACUAUAGUACAGGUCAGAUAGACUAUAGUACAGGUCAGAUAGACUAUAGUACAGGUCAGAUAGACCAUAGUAUAGGUCAGAUAGACUAUAGUACAGGUCAGAUAGACCAUAGUACAGGUCAGAUAGAUAGACUAUAGUACAGGUCAGAUAGACUAUAGUACAGGUUAGAUAGACUAUAGUACAGGUCAGAUAGACCAUAGUACAGGUCAGAUAGAUAGACUAUAGUACAGGUCAGAUAUUUAAUUGAAAUAUUAUGUCAAACAAGAUGUGCAUUUUGUCCGGGGGGAUAACAACAUGAAUUAAAACACAUUUCCAAAAUGUUUUUCAAUGGUAAUUAGACCAUAUCCCCAAGGUGCCAUGUACAUGUGGUCAGGAAGCCUCCAAUCACAAGGUUUUAGUUGAUCAAAACAUCUCUAUGUGUUGGGAGAUGUAAAAUUGAGGAUGCAAGACACUGCAACACUUAACAAAUUAUUAAUUUAACUAGGCAAGUCAGUUAAGAACAGAUUCUUAUUUACAAUGACGGCCUACCGGGGAACAACUGCCUUGUUCAGGGGCAGAACGACAGAUUUUUACUUUGUCAGCUCUGGGAUUCGAUCCAGCAACCUCUCGGUUACUAGUCCAACGCUCUAAGCACUAGCCUACCUGCCGCCCCAAACUAUAAACUCAGAUUUCAAAAUAUAUAUCCUGGUAACUGUUGUUCCCAGGGGGGGUCAGACUGAGUUUGCUCAUAGGCCUUCCUGCUCUAGUUUUUAAUCAAUGGUUUAGAGAGCCAAUGGCACCCUAUUCCCUAUGUGUGGGGCGGCAGGGGUAGCCUAGUGGUUAGAGUGUUGGGCUAGUAACCGGAAGGUUGCAAGUUCAAAUCCCCGAGCUGACAAGGUAUCUGUCGUUCUGCCCCUGAACAGGCAGUUAACCCACUGUUCCUAGGCCGUCAUUGAAAAUAAGAAUUUGUUCUUAACUGACUUGCCUAGUUAAAUAAAGGUAAAA